Molecule: messenger RNA, 402 nt
Organism: Coccinella septempunctata (seven-spotted ladybird)
Lineage: Eukaryota; Metazoa; Arthropoda; Insecta; Coleoptera; Coccinellidae
Exons: 1
Coding region: 27-314 (95 amino acids)
Source: RefSeq, a predicted model, not a curated record
CCGUUUAACCUGCAGUCCCAAAAUCCAUGGAUAACCGAAUCAACCCUUUAAUAUAUUUCUUUAUAUUAAUCAUAAUGAUCAAAGUGAAAUUUGUGAGCGGUUACGAUCCAGAUGAUAAAGAAAUAAGUUCCGUUGUGACCCCUAACGGCACUUUCGAAGCAUUCUACGCCAAAGAUCCGGGAACAGGGUCGGCUCGGGCAGCACAUUCACAUGGAAGUUUCUUCAAAUACCGCAAUCCGGCAUUGGUGGACACCAAGAAUGCGGCCGCCUACGGAUAUAGAUUCGACGGCAAGAGAAGAUUCAAUUAUGAGUGAAAUCUGAAAUCAUGUCUUAUUUCAUUUAUGUAUGUUUUGAUUUAACAUAAUUUGGAAUGUUUUUUUUUUAUUAAAUGAAUUCCGUUUA